Molecule: messenger RNA, 10197 nt
Organism: Trichogramma pretiosum
Lineage: Eukaryota; Metazoa; Arthropoda; Insecta; Hymenoptera; Trichogrammatidae
Product: midasin-like
Exons: 8
Coding region: 111-10073 (3320 amino acids)
Biological process (GO): ribosomal large subunit assembly; rRNA processing
Cellular component (GO): preribosome, large subunit precursor
Molecular function (GO): ATP binding; ATP hydrolysis activity
Source: RefSeq, a predicted model, not a curated record
UUGGACAAAUAGAUAUUCCACGCACAGACUCAUCUUUUUGCGUCGAUUCGAAACUCCUUCUGCUUAGAAAUCAAUUGUCGACCCUGCGGAGUCUGGCUUUAUGUGUUAAAAUGAAUUGGAUGUCAAUAAUCGUCGGUGGUCCUGGAAGUGGCAAAAGCAGCGUUGUUAGGGUACUCGCUCAAAUGGCUGGUCAAAAACUUAGAUCAAUUGCGGUGAAUCCGGAAAUGGACACGACGGAAAUAUUGGGCGGUUUCGAACAGACAGAUUACAAUCGACACCUGGAAAACUUGGUUGAACAAACAAAGAUUGUGCUGACGAAGUGCUUAAAAACGAAAUUUCUCAAAAAUAGCAUUAGCCAGAUGGAAAAGUAUCAGAGUUUGUUUGAACGAGUCUAUACCCUUUCGUCCGAUGAAAGCAAAUCUCUCACCAUGGCAGCAGCGACGGAACUAUUUAUUCGCAGAAUAGGUGCAUUAUCGAUGUUACUCAACGAAAUGAAACAAGAAGAAUCAUUUAUAAAAGAUAUAGAAAGCAUAGAAUUGGAAUUACAAAAACUCAGAGACUAUGUCAAAGAACAACAAUGCCUCAAUGCUGGCGGCAAAUUUGAAUGGGUUGACAGUGUUUUAGUGAAGUGUCUGAAAGAGGGAACCUGGCUAAUGGUGGAUCAAGUUAAUGUGUGUAGUGCUGCAGUACUCGACAGACUUAAUGGAUUGUUGGAACCCAAUGGAGUACUCAGUAUCGGUGAACGGGGUGUCGACAACGACGGCAACAUCGUGACCGUGAAGCCACACAAAAACUUCCGACUUUUCCUCACAAUGGAUCCAAAUUAUGGGGAGAUUUCAAGAGCUAUGCGCAACAGAGGUGUUGAAAUUUUUAUGCUGACUAACAAUGAAAGUCCCGAGACCGCUAAUCUUGACUACAGGUCGCUUUUGCACCACAGUGGACUUACCAAACGCAAUCAUCAAGAAGCAUUGAUGACUUUGCACAAACGCAUGUGCGAGAACCCCUCGAACAUGGAUCACUUGAACGUUACACAACUGCUACACAGCGCUUUUCUGGUGGUACAACAACUCAACCGUGCAUUUCCAGUCACGGAUGCCUUUAUCAGCACUUGCAAAGACGUUUACAUUCGUGGCCGAUCGAUCUUGGAUUGUAAGACACAGUCGCGUCUCCUCGAAAUUGUUGAGGAAACUGUACGGGAAUUCGAGGUUGGCACCAUCACCGACUACGUUUUUGACUUGAGUUCGGCCUCUUGUAGCCUGCGCAGCUUGCAAGAAAAUUCAAAACUCUCGAUCGUCAAACAGCACGGCUUCUUGCUGAAUUGGUGUGUCAAAGAGUAUUUGCGCGUGGCCAAGCAACAUCCAGCACUCGUGACCGAUCUCAAGACUGACUUCGUCAACGAGCUUUUCCCUCUCGAUGGAGAGGAGUUAAUGAGUGAUUAUCUAGUGAAAAUCUUACCUUACGUUUUACUCAGUUUUUAUGAAUACUCAACUCAGACCGAUGUACAGUUAAGAAAGCAAUGGGCAUCGAAUUUACUUAAUAUGGAUUCCUCGGAUAUUAAGUUGCUAGCUUCUAAAAGCGAAACUCUUGCUACUGAUAUUUCAACAUACGAUUUUGAGGACAGUUUGAAUGUUCACUUACCUUGGGAUAGUGAACGAUGCAGUAGAGCCACUAAUGUAUCACUUAUGUUAUUCUUUGAUAUAUUAAUUGACGUUGACAAACCUACAAAUUAUUUGAUGACCAAUAAUCAAGACGAGUUUAUUACUGUUGCUCAAUUUUCUGAAGCUUCUUGCACGGGAAAAACAUCUAUUCAGUUGGAUGGCCAACCAAUUAUUACAGAAUAUGCAACACUCAUACACAAGUUUAAAACUUGUAUCAGUGGUAUGAUUAAAACUACCAAAACUGCCUUAGACAGUUCCAAGUAUGUGAUUAUUCGUCAAAAAUUACAAUGGUAUAAGAGAUUUUGUAAUUUAGGAGCUAUGAAUUUAAUGAAAAAAACGAAUGCAUCCAGCAAAUCCAACUCCAAUAUUGAUGAGGUUGCCUUGUUAUUGAAAGUUCACUUCAGAUGGCUGAAAAAAUGUGUGUUUUUAUUGAACGAAAUUUAUGAAGAUAGAGAUUCCAAUCAUCAAUACAUAAAUGAUUUUAGACAAUUAAAAGAAAGUGUCGAUCAAGUAGAUAGAGAAUUAGCAACAGUUUAUGAUCCGUUCUGCAAAGUUUGCAAACUUUACAAAAAGCAAAUAAUUUCACCAUUACCUUGUUCAUCUAGAACGGCUUUGAACAUGUAUUCUCUGCUUAAAAAAGUUACCAAUUCAUUUUCACCGCAUAAAAACAAAUACUUUAGUAAUAAUUUGUCGGAAGAAUCAAAAUUCGUUACUUUACAAACUAACGAAGCAUUCGAAAUAAGAUCAGAGCUGAUCAGCCUUUGGCAGAAAUUCUAUACCAAUGAUGGUUUCGAAGAGGGUGUUGAUGAGCGAUUGCUUGAAAUUGGUCGUUUCUGCGAUGCGCACUUAAACAUAUCUGAUUGUUCCGAAAAAAAUGAUUCCAUUAACGUUUUCAAGACAGUUUCAUCUAAAACUUUGCUUAAAUGCACAUACAAGAUACAACUGUGGCCAAUUCAUGAGUACAUGCUGCGUUUAUAUAUUGGAAUGUUCCAAACUCAACUUUGCGCUAAUCAUGAUGAUAUUUCUCUGCCAUCUGUUAACUUAACUGGUCUUGAAAUAGAACUUCCAAAUGUGCCGAUAGAGCUUUUAGCUAUAUUGAAUUCUAUAGUAUCAAAGAAAAAUUUGCCCGAAGAAAGAAAUCGAUUGAUGUUUGCUCUCUCGAUUUGGUUUUUGAAAUUCAGUGAAAACUCAUAUGCUAUUAAACACUACAAAGAGAUAUCUCAUUGGAAAGCUAAGAAUACUGAACUUGAUCUCAAGUUUCCGUUCGCACAAGAAGAAAUGAGUAAAGAAAAUCUUAUUAGCGGACCUGUACUGUUGAACCUUGUUUCUGAACUUCUUCUGAAAAAAAAUCAAAAUUACUGUCGUGAUUCUUUGAACGUCGAUGCAAAUCUUGGUAGCUAUGAAGACCGUUUAAAUCAACUACAAAUUGUAAAUGAUUUAUUAUGGAAAAAUAGUGUAACAUUGAAUUCGCAACGAUUCGAUCACGUUACAAAUGACGUCAAGACAUUACGUUCUUUGAUUAAUAUCUUUUUAACCGCUUGUGAUAAGGUUGAUACCAAUACUUUAUUCAGUAAAUAUUAUAAAGAUGAUAAAAUUGGUUCAAAAAAAAUUAUUGAAGAUGAGUAUUCGAAACCACUGAAAAAAUUAAAGGAAAUCUCUAAAAUGUUAGAGCAUCAUUCAGAAAAUUCCAUUAGAGGUAUAGCUUGGAUUAUUUUCGGAUACCUACAAGCCUUCAUUUUUGGUAAUAUGGGCUUUAUCGAUCCAGUUUACAAAGUAGCACUCAAACUACGUUAUGUUGAAGAUGAUAUAUCAGAUUCCAAAAAGACUUUAUACGUGGCCAAGUUAUAUUCAAAAAUGUUGGGGCUAGCUGAUACCACAGAUCUCCAUCCAAGACUCAUUGAAGUCAAGCAAAAUCUACAAACAUUAGAAGCUGAAAAAGAAUCAUUAAAAAGUCAAAAAGCAGUCAGGCCAUCAAAUUCUGAGUUUAUCGCUUUAUCGAAAGAAUUUUCUAAUUUCAGAAACUCUAUCGGUUCAUAUUCUGACAUCUAUAAACAUUCGGAAAAUUUACAGGAAAUAAUAACAACACUAAAAAUCGAAGGUGAUUCUGAAUUCUUGGAAAAAGCCAAAUCAACCAAGCGAAACGCUGAAGUAUGGCUCGAAUCAUUACGUGGUUUUAUGAACCGAAUAGAAGAAAAAUUCUUAUCUGGCUAUCCUGACAUUGUUUACCCAAUAAUAACUGGUCUUGCCCGAGUUCGGCAUGGUAUGCGGAUUCUCAUUGAAGAUAGCAAUCGAUUGAUUUGCGCUGCUGAAACGAAAUUUGAUUCUGUGAAGCUCGAAUCAUUUAUGCGCGAUCUGAUUCGCUUUCCUACUCUUGGUCCUGGACAAGAAGACCUAUUAAAACUCGUGAACGUGUGCGUCUCGAAAGAAAGUCGUGAGCUUGUAUCAACGAGUAUUACAACGGAAAACGUGACUCGUGAACAGUUCCGUCUCAUGGUAUCUGGUUUGAGUGAAUUUCAAAAUUACGUGGUUCUUAAAGGCACAUUAACAAAUAAAGAUUGGUCCCUAUUGAAUGAAUUACUGGAGCCAAUAGUUUUAGUUUGGCACCGGCAACAAUUAGAGCUGAGAAAGCUAAAAAUGCAGGAGGAAAGUUUGUACAAAAACAAAGCUACAACUUUGCCCGAAGAUGAACAACUGGCACUUGAAUUGAAAAAAUUGUUCCCUACUCAUCAUGAAGAUGAUUUUGCAGAUGUUGAUGAAGCUGUUACGCCUAGUUUGGAACAAACGCUCAUAGUCCAGAAUGAAGAAAAUAACUUUGUAAAUCUUAUUACUGAUGACGACAUCAAAGAGGUUCAACAAAUUCACUCCAAUUUGGUGAAAUUAUACAUCACCUCCGAAUGGAUGGUAAAAAAAUCAUCAGAAUUAGAGGUCGAUUACGUAAAACCACUUAUUCAGCGUUAUGGUACAUUUGGAGCACUUUUGGAUAAUAUUACCCCGGCACUGACCAACGGUCUUACAGGACAGUUAUAUACUAGCAUGAAUGUUCUUGUUUCAUUCGCCUGCCGUUUAGGACAGGGAGAAAAAUUAAACCCACUAGAUACUGAAAAAUCAUCCAAGCCGUAUGAUUACUACAGAGACAGCAAAGUAGAGGAGGUUCAAUCUUGUAUCCCUCUUCUUGAGAGUAUUUUCAAUAUAGUUGCAAAAUUAUUGAAUGAAUGGCCAGAACAUCCUACUCUUAAGUCGAUUAAAUUAGUACUGGAAAGAAUAUAUUCAUUUCCGGUAACUUCUUCAGUAUCAAGAUUUUUGACUGGUCUAGAAAUUCUUCUCGUAAAAAUGCACCAAUGGGAAGAAAACGCACAUAGUGGAGUCUCUUUAAAAGAUUUUAUAGAGCCCUUAACACGGCAAAUUAUAAAAUGGCGUCAACUCGAACUUACAUGCUGGAAAAAUUGCUUAUCGAAUGCUCAGAUGAAAAUGCAAGAGAAUACCUCUGUAUGGUGGUUUUACUUAUACCGUCUUGUAGAAAGUUACAUUAAACAAGAAAAACUCGAAGAUGACCAAGAAAAUUGCGUAGAUUCCACAACUGAAAACAUAAUCAUAUUAUUGGAACGUUUUAUGAAAGAAGCGCCUUUGGUCGAAUUUGAAGCACGCUUAAAAUUACUUAUGACAUUCCAUUACCACGUCUACUACAUGAAUAUUAGUGAUCAAAGAAAUAAGUUGCUUGCAAUUACGUGGAACUUACAUAAUUAUUAUUAUCAAUUUUUACCUGACAUUCAAAAUAGAAUAAAAGCGGUGAAAGCUCCGAUUGAGAAAAAAUUAAAAGAUUUCGAAAAGAUAGCACGAUGGAACGACAUAAGCUUUUGGGCAAUCAAAGAAACGGUUCAUAAAUCUCAUAGCACACUUCAUAAAUAUAUCAAGGAAUUCGAAACUAAUUUGAAAGAAAAAGUGACACCAUUCCUCAUUGUCAGACCCGUUUAUCAGAGUGAAGAUGGUAUCUGGGACCGGCCUCAAAAAAGUCAUGACCACUCAGUGGAUAUCAUGGAUUACAUAGUUUCGAUUCCAACCGAGUCACUUAUUGUUUCAACAGUGCAAAGUGACGUGAUCAAUGAAGCAGAGCGUGUUUAUUUACCGAAAUCAUUGCUUUUCUGCAAAAAGAUUAUCUCUUCGUCCAUAUAUUCGCGUAUUCGUGAAGAUCUUGAAGAAUUUAUCAUAGAUAGAGUUAGAAUAAGUGCUGAACUCCGGGAUAAAACGAUUGAUAAAACUCAGCCAUUGCCAAAACAGAAAAAACUAGCUAAAUCUAUUUUGCAGCAGAAAAAACUAGCUCUUUCUGAUUACUUCAAAGAUCUAAAGAGUUUUGGUUUAUCGCACAUGAAAGGCAUGAGAUUGUGGAAAAAUAACUUGAAAGAAGUGCUCGAUUUUACUCUACUACCAUUAGAACUUGAUGCUGCAUUGAAGAAUUCCUUGGAACCUACAGCAUUUGAUGGAAAAGUAAUGGACCAAUGGAAAGGAUGUGAAAAGUACUACUAUGGUUCACUUAUCAAGCUCAAUGCAUUGAAUCAAUCACUUUCGGUGAAUAAAACUGAUUUAGGAAUGGAUAAUAUAGAACGCUGUCGAGGAUUUUCCACACAUCUUAUGGUUUUAGCUAAUACACAAAGAAAAAAUCUUACUUCCGUUGUGAAAUACUUCAUCAGUCUUCGUUCUCAAAUAACAGAUCUGAUUUACAUAAAUCCCAAUGAUAUCGCUACCACGAAACAAAAGGAAAUACACAGUAGCGCCAAAAACUUACGCGAGUUGUUAGUAUUUGCUCGAGCUAGUUUCGAUCAAUUCUUCAUUUAUCUACAAGCUUGUCCACAUCAGACUGAAGUAGAAGAAGACGCUAUGAUUUAUACUUUAACUGACGAUGAACUGCCUCUGGUGAAAUGUAAAAAAGGAGAUGCUGUUUGGACAAAAGCCAAUAAUUAUGUUAAAGAGUGCUCAGACAUCAUUUUGGAGUUGGAUAAAAAGUUCAACAAUGUAUUCCCAGAAAUGCAUGUUUUAUACGAUGAAAAUAAUAAGAUUGUAGAUCAAGUAACUGUGAUAAAUUUCAAGCGUAUCCAAUUUAUGAAAGACAGUUUCGAAAGUUUGAAAACUAUCAGAGAUAAAACGAUGGAAUUUUCAAGUACAUUUAUUACAAAAGACAAUUCUUUGCAUCCUUUGCUUAAUAAUAUUAGUUAUUUAAAAAACAGAAUUGAUGAAAAUAUUAGUCAAUUCGAUGAUAUUAUCGCUUCUUUACACCAAACUGAAGUAUCAGAAGAAAUAGAUUGCAGUGAUAACUUGAAGAAAUAUGAAAAAGAAUUAGAAAAAUUAGUCUUAAUGAUGUUGAAAGUCAUUGAAAAUAAAUAUAAAGAGAAACGGAAUAUCGAUGAUUGGGAAGACAAUAAAUUGGAAGAAAAACUAAUUAAGUCGAUAACUACGGAGGUGCAAACGUUGAAAUUAAAUAGAAUAUGUGUCUGUUUGAACAAUUUGUUAAAAGCUAUUUUCAAUGAAAAACCCAGGAGUAUUAUUAAUCACACUAAGCUUCUUAGAAAAUUUCUACCACUGUUCCAGCAUUAUCUUUUGCUUGCCCAAUUCUAUCUUCUUGAACAAGUCGCUUCAUUACGUAUAACGUGCAAAAUUUUACAUAUGCAACUGAACGUUUUCUUGGAUCUUGCAAAUAAUGGCUUUUGUAUUCCAAAUGAUUUGGAUCUUGAAUCAGGUGAUGAGGGCGAGCAACAAAAAACCGGCGAAAGUGGUAUGGGUCUAGGCGAUGGGGAAGGUCAGAAAGAUGUUUCUGACCAGAUCGAAACUGAAGAUCAGUUGGAUGACGCAAAACCUGCUGGUCAAGAACAGGAAAAACCAGAUGAUAAGGAUUGCCUCGAAGAAGAUAAUGGUAUUGAAAUGUCUGAAGAUUUUGAUGGAAAAUUACAAGAUGUAGAUAAAAAGGAAGACGAUGAUACCGGUGAUGAAGAUGACGAUGAUUUAGAUAAGCAAAUGGGUGAAACCGAUGAUGGUGUUGACAAGCUUGACGAACGAGUUUGGGGCGAAGAUGAGCAAGAACCCGAAAGUGACGAAACUGAAAAAAAAGAAGAAGAGAUUGGCAAUGGAGAAGAAACGGGUGAAAAAGAAUUUGGUGCUAAAGACGAUGAAAAACCUCAACAAGAUUCAGAAGAACAAAGUAAUGAAAAAGAAGAGCCUGAAAAAGAUCAGCAGAAAGAAAUCAAUGAAAUGGAAGAACCACAAUAUGAUGAAGAUCAAGUAAAUCCUUACCAUGGAAAAAUGGAAGCACCCCCUGAACCAGAAGAAUUAGAUUUACCUGAAGAUAUGAAUAUGGAUGAUAAAGAAAUGAAAGAUGAAGAACCUAUCAAUGAAGAAAAUCCUUUUGAUAUCGAUAAAAUGAAAGAAGACAUGAUUCCACAAGAGCCUGAAGUUCCUGAAACUGCGGAAGAAGAGGUAGAUGACAAGGUCGACCCAGAUAAAAAUGAUUCUAGUGACGAUGAAAAUGAACCAGAAAAACCAUCAGAUAAACCUGAUAAUAGUGAUACUGCAGAUGAUGAAAAUGAGGAAAAAGCAGAUGAAAAAGCAUCAGCGCAAGAAAAGAAAAAAGAAGAAAAUAAAGAACCGGAAUCGGAAAAUCAAAGCGAAGACGAACGUCAGGAAGACAAAGCGUUACCGAGCGUUGACGAUGCUGCUCAAGAAACUGAUGCUGCAGCUCCCAUAGAACAGCCCGAAGGUGGUUCAAGAGAUCAAGUUUCCAAUCAAUCGGAAGAUCAACAAGAAUCAAACGAUGAAUCCAGAGCUGAAAACUGGCAACAAGAACGAGAAAAUAAAGGUACGGGUCAGUCACAAGCAGAGGAACAUGAUUCUGGUCAUUCUGGAAGUUCUUUGGAAAAAGCUGAACCAAUGAUGAAUCAUGGCACUGAAAUAGAACAGCAAAAUAAAAGAAAAAAUCCAGGUCAAAGUGACGAAGACCACAAAUUAGCUGAAAACAUUGAGCCUAAAAAGAAAAAAAUGAAAACAAUGAUUUACGCUCAAAAUGAUUCACAAGAUGAUAAAAGUGAGGAAGGAGCAAAUCCUGAUGAAGAAGGCGAACCAGAUAUUUGUCAACAUUUGAAAGAAAAACAAGAAAAAUUUGACUGUUAUGCUGUAGAUGCUGCGACUGAGCAGCAGUCGAAAGAGCAGGCCGCCAAUAAAGAACAAGAAGAAAAACAAAAUCAAGAUGAAGAAGCAAUGGACAUUGAUAUGCACGAGGACGAAAAUAUUAUGGCAAUGGACGAAGAUUCUUCCGUUAAACAAAAACCAGAACAUUUGGAUAACAAAGAAGAUCCGAAAGAUAAAAUUCCUUCGAAAGAUAAAGGUGGAGUUGAUGAUACUCAGCUUGAAUCAGCCGCUGAAGUUGACAUUGAGGGUGAAAUAACUGAAACUACUACAGUUUCCCGUGGAACUGAAUCAGAUUUCUUCACUAAUAUCACUAAUAUCAUCGAAUCUGAACCUCUCUCAACACUUCAAAUGCCUUCAGUAAAUUUGAAUAACGAAAACAGCCGAUGUCGUCAAGAACCAAUUUCAGAAGAAACAAUGGAAUCCUUAAGGGAUUUGAGCUCCAGAGUAGAUGGUCGUGCACGUGAACUAUCAGAAAAACUUCGAAUUGUCCUGGAACCGACCAAAGCGACUCGUUUGAAAGGCUAUUACCGUACCGGUCGACGAAUAUCUAUGCCAAAAAUGAUGCAAUUUAUUGCUAGUCAAUUCCUUAAAGAUAAAAUUUGGCUUCGUCGUACAAAGCCAUCAAAGCGCAACUAUCAAAUAGCACUGGCGAUCGAUGAUUCCAGUAGUAUGGAAAGUAAUCUAUCCAAAGACAUAGCGUUCGAGUCUCUUUUCCUUAUUGGCAAAGCUCUGUCUUAUCUAGAAGCUGGAGAGUUGGGCGUUCUUAGUUAUGGAGCAGACGCAACUGAAUUACAUAAACUUGGGGAACCAUUCACUGAUACUAGCAUUGCACAAAUAAAGGAAAAAAUGAAAUUUGAACAACAGAAAACUGAAAUAGCGAAGUUAAUCAAUCAUACAGCAGAUAAAGUGUUUAAUUGUCAAAAUAGUUCAUCUGACAAUGCUAAAAUUUUAAUAAUAAUAUCAGAUGGACAAAACAUAUUCAGUGAGGGAGCAGAUAAAGUCCGACAAGCUAUACGAAAAGCCAACCAAAACGAUAUUACCUUAGUUUAUAUUAUUAUUGAUAAUCCUUUGAAUAAGGAUUCUAUUUUGGAUAUAAGAAUGAGUACUAUAGAAAACGGAAAAGUUACAAUCAAACCUUACAUGGACAGUUUUCCAUUCCCCUUUUAUAUUAUUUUGAGGGAUAUAAAUGCUUUGCCUGGAAUUCUAAGUGAUGCUUUGAGACAGUGGUUUGAACUAGUUAAAUAAUAGGUUAAACAAUAGGUUUUCAAAAUAAUAGAUCAACCAAUGAUGCCUAUUUAAUGUACUCUUUUUAAUGUAUUAUUUUCAUUUUGUAUACUUAUAAUCUUUUUAUCUACGGAAAAAAGUUGUA